This is a messenger RNA of Ochotona princeps (American pika), 3071 nucleotides long. RefSeq names its product family with sequence similarity 219 member A (gene FAM219A). The coding region runs from base 131 to 637 and encodes 168 amino acids. The transcript is spliced from 6 exons. The record is from RefSeq and is a predicted model, not a curated record. NCBI's taxonomy places the organism in Eukaryota, Metazoa, Chordata, Mammalia, Lagomorpha, Ochotonidae.
CCCGCCCGACUCGUCCGCGGCGGCGGCCUAACCUGCAGUCUCUGCCGGGCUCCUGGGGCCGCCGCCCCGUGCGGUCCCCUCGGCGUACCCGGCCGCGCCCGGCCCCCCGGCCCGCUCUCCCGCCGGCACCAUGAUGGAGGAGAUCGACCGGUUCCAGGUGCCCACCGCGCACUCGGAGAUGCAGCCGCUGGACCCAACCGCAACCUCCAUCUCAGACGGAGACUGUGACGCCCGCGAGGAGAAGCAGCGGGAACUGGCCCGGAAGGGCUCCCUGAAGAACGGCAGCAUGGGCAGCCCUGUCAACCAACAACCCAAGAAAAACAAUGUCAUGGCCCGGACAAGGCUGGUCGUCCCCAAUAAAGGCUACUCCUCACUCGACCAGAGCCCAGAUGAGAAGCCACUGGUAGCCCUUGACACAGACAGCGAUGAUGACUUUGACAUGUCCAGAUACUCCUCCUCUGGCUACUCCUCUGCUGAGCAGAUCAACCAAGAUUUGAACAUCCAGCUGCUGAAGGACGGCUACCGGUUAGACGAGAUCCCUGACGACGAGGACCUGGACCUCAUCCCCCCCAAGUCCGUGAACCCCACCUGCAUGUGCUGCCAGGCCACGUCCUCCACCGCCUGCCACAUUCAGUAGCGGGGCGGCUCGCCGCGGCGCCAGGGGCGGGGCCGACGCGGGUCAGGCUUGGACGUGGCAGGGGCCGACCCCUCCCUGCGGUCCAUCCGCCUGCCCCCCGCCCCGCGCCCCAACAGCCGCCAGCCUCGUAACAGUCAUUGCUUCCUCCUAUGGUAGGACGUGUACCUCUGUGUGUUCAUGGAGCCGGAGAAACCAAAACCGGGUCUCUCUCCACCCGGGGGGCUGAGGAGGGGUGGGGGCUGUUUGUUCAGUAACUUGGGGAUCUUCACUCAGCCAGCUGCCUCCCUUCCCAAGGCUGCAGUCUGGUGGCGAGGGAUGGGGGGACCAUGGACAGCAGGGAGGCCAACAGUACUGAGCAGGAGAAGGAGUCACCAGGCUAUGGGGCUUGUCCCCACCCCUGCGAAGCCAUGAGUCUCCCAGCCCGGCUCUGAGGGAGAAGGCCAGAGGCAGCGGGGGACAGCACCUCAGUGCACCUCCACACGCCCCUGCCGGCCUGCGUACCUGUAUGGAUUUUCCCCUCCUCUGCAGAUGGAAAGUCAGGCAAAGCUGCCCCAAUGGGAUACUGCCCCACUCAUCAGAUCACUGCCUCCCUCCUCGUUCUCUUUGCUCCAUUCCCCCCUCCCUGCCUUCCUUGCUGUCUGUGGGGGGGAGGGUAAGUCAGCUUUGGAAGCUGGAGUGUCCAGUUCUCUGACCUGUUCUCACUGGCCCCUGCCCCUUCAUCUGUCUUUGCUCAAUGCUGUCCCCUUUCCGCGCUCCCAGCCCCAUUCUUCCGUUUAUUUUCUCUGUCCCAGGCAGGAGUCAGGGAGUAAGGCCAGCUUCCAGUGUUCCGUUCUCUCCCCAGAUCUGCGAGGUUCCCAGGGAAGAGUCUUCAAGGAACAAGCUUAGAGUGUAAUGGGCUGAGUGGUUGAAUGUCUAUGGGAGGGAGCACUUGGCAGUGUGUGGGUGGCUGACUGGCUGGCGGGGGCUGGCAGAGUGUGUGUGUCUGCCUUGGACUUGGCUCUCCAGGUGUCGGUUCCUGUUGUAGCUGUGGGAGACUGGCCUGGGGAAGUAACGGUGCAGCCUCUCUAGAGUGAGGCAAGCUGCUGGGUAGAGCCCUGAGAGGCCUGGCUUGGCAGUCAGAAGCCUGGGUUCGGACCCUAACACUGGCACCUCCCUGUGAUCUUCAACAAGUCCCCUUGCUUUCUUUGGGGCGUAAGUCUCCUCCACUCUAAAACGAGCAGCCUGGAAAUUGUCUUUAGGGUCUUUUAUAAUCUGAAGGAAUGUCUACAAAGGGAUCCCUGUGGAGAAGUUCAGGAAGUUCUGUGUCUUUGGGUACACCUAGGGGACACCCUUCCCCCUGCCCCCGUAUGGAGUCUGUAUGGAAAAGGGAAGCUACAGUUCCUGUCAAGAUUGCAUCUAGGUUCAUGUGGCUGUUUGAAAAUACGUAUGUGUGUGUGAGGGUGUGAGUCUUCUCUUGUGUGGAGUGGCCUGACGGGAUGUCUGGGUUGGAAUGUGUGCGUCGCUGCUUCCAUUGCUGUUCCGACUGAUAGGAAAGCUGACAAGGAUGAGACAAAGAGGUGAGCAGAGCCUGGCCUUGGGACUGGACGAUGCAGACCUGCCCCCAUGCCAGGAAAAGCGAAAAUACAGACAGCCUAAGCUGACUCAAGUUGGUGAGCCCACAUGCCAAGGUCUGAAAACCCCCUCCCACAGACACCACUCGCAUGCUGUGGGCUGCAGUGCACGCACCCAUAGGCCAUUUUCUAGAUACCAGGCCUGGGAGGAGGGAGUGAGAGUGCUAGCUUAGAAAGGGUAGCAUCUCUCCCCAUGGCACCCAGGAACUGUUAGCUAACUCCUCCAACCCAGCCCUACCUCCUGUGGUCUAGGGACCCUGGAUGAUGAGAAAAUGCCAAAGCAAGGCAAGGACAGAGAAGGUAAAUACAGAACCCAUAAGACCCAUACCUGCCCACAUCUGAACCCUUCUCUCCCACCCUGGUAACACUUCUACUGCCUGUUCAAGCUCCCCAGCCCUGGGAAAGCAGGAAAAGCUCCCUCCCCAAACAACAUACAGAUCCCUGGCAGGCAAGGUCUUCUGAUGGAGGCUGUAAUAGUGAGGCCAAGAGGGUAGGGACCUAGCGGCAGCAGCAGCUUCUGGGUGGAAGGAAAGCCCGUGGCUCCCUCCUUCUCUGUCUGGGAGGCUGAAGAGGAGGAACCAAGGCCUCAGCUUGCCCCCUGCCACCCUUCCCUGUUGUAGAUUCUGCCUUAACACCCCCUCUACCCUCAGCUGUGGCUACCACCCAGCCAGGUUUCUCCGUGCCCACUAAUUUAUUUCCAGGAAGGUGUGUGGAAGACAUGAGCCGUGUAUAAUAUUUUUUUUAACAUUUCCAUUGCAGUAUUGACCAUCAUCCUUGGUUGUGUAUCGUGUAACACAAAUAACGAUAUUAAAAGCAUCAAACAA